CAGGUCUUUCAAUUGCAGAAAUGGCCUUCUUUUCAUUUAAAGCAGCACCUCUCAUGACAAUUGGAUUCUCAGUGUUAAUAGUAAUUUUCUUGUGGUGGGUACUAAAGAGAGGAAAGAAAAAUGCAAAGAGAUUGGCAUUACCACCUGGGCCAUUUGCAUGGCCUGCCAUAGGAAAUCUCCAUCAGCUGGGAGAUCUGCCCCACCGUUCUCUGGAAAAGCUCUCAAAAAAAUAUGGGGAGUUGAUGUUUAUGAGACUCGGCUCUGUUCCCACCCUCGUUGUUUCCUCUGCGCAAAUGGCAAAGGAUAUAUUGACAACACACGACUUGGUAUUCGGAAACAGGCCGGCGACGGCGGCUGCAAGAUAUGUAGCAUACGGAGAGAUUGAUCCAGGCUUGGCUCCGUAUGGACCGUACUGGCGGCACAUGCGCAAAAUCAGCGUCAUGCAAUUGUUGAGUGUCAAGAGAGUCGACUCAUUCGCCUGCCUGCGAGAGGAAGAGGCAGCUGUGGGCGUGCGUUCCAUUUGGGACAGGAGUCUGCAUGGCAAACUCCCUGUCAACGUCACAGCCGCCAUUUCCUCCAUCAUCUCCUCUAUCAUGUGGGGAACUCUGGCGGGCACCAACACCGGCAGCUAUUCUGAUUUACUUGGGAGCAGCGAUGAGCUUAGGAUGAUGAUCAACGAGGUCAUCAAUAUGGUCGGUGCUUUUAAUAUUGGCGACUUCUUUCCUUAUGGAGAGUGGCUUGACCAGCUGAGAGGCAUGAAGCGUCGAAUGACAAGGGCUCACGACUUCUUUGACCGAGUGGUGGGGAGGAUAAUAGACCAGCAUGUGGAGCGCAAUGCAAAGGUGGAUGCAGGGGAAAAUGAGCAUGUCAAGGACUUGGUUGACGUUCUCCUGGAUAUUGAAAAGGAAGAGCCCGAUGGUGAGAAUGGCAUUAAGGUCACCCGAGAGCACAUCAAGGCAAUUAUUUUUGACAUGUUCCUUGGCGGAACCGAGACAACGAUUGUUACAUUAGAAUGGGCAAUGAGUGAAAUGUUAAGAAAUCCUCGAAUGGCCAAGAAGUUGCAAGAAGAGAUUGAGUCCAUAGUAGGCAAGCAUCGCAUGGUAAAGGAGUGUGAUUUGGCAAAUAUGGAAUACCUACAAUGUGUUGUAAAGGAGACAUUUCGAUUGUAUCCAGCAGGACCUAUAAUGUUGCCCCAUGAAUCUACAAAAGCUUGCACUGUUGCUGGCUACCAUAUACCUAACAAAACAAGGCUUGUUGUCAAUGUAUGGGCAAUAGGAAGAGAUCCAAUGAUAUGGGAAGAUCCAUUGACAUUUAAUCCUGAAAGGUUUAUGAUUAAAAAUCAGAAUGAUACUGGUCGAGACUUCAACAUGCUACCAUUUGGUGCUGGAAGGAGAGGCUGUCCUGGGGCUUACCUUGCCACUCGGGACGUUGAGUUUGUUUUGGCUCAACUAAUGCACUGCUUUGACUGGAAACUUGAAGCCAAUAAAGAUCCAUCACAGUUGGAUAUGAGUGAAGCAUUUACAACAAGUAUCCCUCGAAAAGUGAAUCUUUUCGCCAUUCCCACCUUCAAAGUGGAUAUGGGGUUUUAGCCAUUUUAUCCUAAUGUCCUUAACUUAUCAUAUCUAUGUUGCUUAGCUAGUUUAAUCUUAUAUAAUGGCAUUCUUAGCUAAUAAAAAAUAUAUAAUUAGUCAACAGACUAGGAAAAGAAAGUUCAAUAAUUAAUUUGAAGGUAACUAGGUGAUUUACAUGUAUUGUGGACCCACAAAAAAAAUAAAGUAGUAUUUUAGUGUGUUUUUGUUUUUA
This is a messenger RNA of Cryptomeria japonica (Japanese cedar), 1803 nucleotides long. Its product is annotated as cytochrome P450 750A1-like. The transcript has 2 exons. The record is from RefSeq and is a predicted model, not a curated record. NCBI's taxonomy places the organism in Eukaryota, Viridiplantae, Streptophyta, Pinopsida, Cupressales, Cupressaceae. Gene Ontology annotation, molecular function: oxidoreductase activity, acting on paired donors, with incorporation or reduction of molecular oxygen; heme binding; monooxygenase activity. The coding region runs from base 21 to 1589 and encodes 522 amino acids.